This is a messenger RNA of Dendrobium catenatum, 1086 nucleotides long. Its product is annotated as glutathione S-transferase F10. Bases 169 to 819 code for a protein of 216 amino acids. Lineage: Eukaryota; Viridiplantae; Streptophyta; Magnoliopsida; Asparagales; Orchidaceae. Gene Ontology annotation, cellular component: cytoplasm. The transcript is spliced from 3 exons. The record is from RefSeq and is a predicted model, not a curated record. Gene Ontology annotation, molecular function: glutathione binding; glutathione transferase activity.
GUUCUUCAAAAUCCGGUCUUUGUUCCUCAUUUUAAUCCACAAAUAAAGGCAACCAAUUUGCUCUUCAUUAAUCUCUUCUUCAUUUGCCAAACAACCUGCUCAGCCUCAACACUAACCCCUAAGCUCGAUCGUCACCGAACGAAAAACCUUUCCCUUCUUCCGGAGAAGAUGGCCACGGUCACGGUGUACGGUCCUCCGAUCUCAACGGCGGUUUCGAGAGUCCUUGCCUGCCUUCUCGAGAAAGACGUUCCCUUCCAGCUCGCCGCCGUCGACAUGGCAAAAGGCCAGCACAGAUCCCCCGACUUCCUCAAGCUCCAGCCAUUCGGCAAAGUCCCCGCCUUCAAAGACGAAAACACAAGCCUCUUCGAGUCUCGAGCCAUAUGCCGAUACAUCUGCGACAAGUAUGCCGACCAGGGUUACAAGGGGCUUCACGGCCGUGGCUUACUGGAUCGGGCUUGGGUUGAUCAGUGGCUGGAAGCAGAGUCACAGAACUUCGAGCCGCCGAGCUCGGUGCUUGUUUUUCAGCUCGCCUUUGCCCCUCGCAUGGGCGUGAAGCAGGACUCGAAGGUGAUCGAGGCGAACGAAAGGAAGCUUGCGAAGGUGCUCGAUGUUUACGAACAGCGACUUGGAGAGAGCAGGUUUCUCGCCGGCGAUGAGUUCACCCUUGCCGAUCUCUCUCAUCUCCCCAAUGGGCAUCACCUGGCCGAUCGAGAAAAUCUCAUCAAGUCCAGGAAGAAUGUGGGGAGGUGGUGGGAGGAGAUCUCGUCGCGACCUUCCUGGAAGAAGGUUGUUGAGAUGCAGAGCGCCCCUGUUUCUUGAUGGUUUUUUUUUUUUUUGCGAGUUUCUGGCCUUUGAUCUAACUUCUAAGAACAAUUUGGAAGAUUUUUGCUUUUGUGUUUUGGUUCUUCCUUAAUCCAUUGCCCUGAUUCUCACUUUUGAUGUGUAAGUUGUUAGUCUGGUGAUGGAAUUCAAUGUGCGCAUUCAUCCAUGUUCAUUGCUUGGCUGGUCUACAAGUUAUCAACGUGUAGGAUAUGGCAAGCAAAUCAAACCUGUUCCUUUUGGCAGCUAUUAACAGUAUAAUUCAAA